Messenger RNA from Monoraphidium neglectum, 3390 nucleotides. RefSeq lists its product as hypothetical. Lineage: Eukaryota; Viridiplantae; Chlorophyta; Chlorophyceae; Sphaeropleales; Selenastraceae. The coding region runs from base 1 to 3390 and encodes 1129 amino acids. The transcript has 4 exons. The record is from RefSeq and is a predicted model, not a curated record.
AUGCUGACCUGGCUGCCGCGCCCUGCGGUGCCGCAGCUGCAGGAGCGGCUGCUGCGUGACCUGGCGGCGGCGUCGCCCGCCGCGGCGGCGCGUGCCAUGCGGUUGCUGGGGCCGCCGGCGGCCUCCGCGGCUUCUGGGCCCGCGGCGGCGGCCUGGGCGCCUGGGGCGUGGUGGACGGCGCUGCUCCUGGCGCUGCCGGCCGGUUCGGUUGCCGCAGAGGUGGCGCCGCGUGGGGACGGGAUUGAGCUUCUGAGCCAGCUGGCGCUCGCGGCAGCAUGGGGACUGUCUGAAACGCCCAAGACGGCGGCGCCCGGCGUAUUUCAGGAGCAGGGCUCUAGCGCCGGCGAUGGCCAUGGGGGCGCAGCCGUGCCGCCAGACGCUAUCGCUGCCGCGGCGCUGGCGCUGCUUGAGCAGCUGCUGGGCAGCUGGCAGGGCGACUUGUCGGAUUUGGGGGCUGCCGGGCCCGGCGGGGCCGCGGCUCCGCUGCUCGACCUGCCCGCCAUGCCAGCCCGCGGCGGUCCGGACGCCGCGGCGCAGCACUGCCUCGCGCUCGCCUGCGCAUGGCUGACCCCCGGCGCGCCCCGCUGGUGGCCGCUGCCGCUCGCGCCGCGCCUCGAAGCCGCCGCCGGCGCCGACGCCUUUGGCGCCGCCCGGCUGCUGGCCGUGCUGCUGGAGAUGCUGUCUCACCGCUGUCAAGACGGCGCCUUGGACCCAGCCGACGGUGGCAGCGGUGGCAGCGGUGGCAGCGGCGGCAGCGGCCCGGCCCGCCCCGCCUGGGUCCGGGCGGGCGCCCCGGCCGCGCACCCGGCGGCGUGCCACGUCUUGGUCGCCUUGGCGGUGGGGGUCGGCUCACAGGUGUCCGCGCGCGCACAGCAGGCGGCGCUACUAGCAGAAGCUUACCCGCCAGCAACGGGGCACACAAACAUCGCCGGCCACGGCGGCGGCCCACGGCCCGCCGCGGCCGCCGCGCGGCGCCUGGCUGAGAUGCAGGAGCGCCUCGCGGCGGCCGGCGUGUUUGCUGCCUCCGCGGCCGCGGCGCUGGUGGCGGCCAGCAACCGUCUUGUGGCGCGGGACGAGUCCGGGCUGGAGGUGGUCCCGACCGGCGAGCAGCGUGCGGCGCUGGCGGCGCGCGCGGCGCGCGCAGUACUGCCGCACGCGCUGCUGUGGCCGGGGGCGGUGCUGGGGCGGCUGCUGCGGGACGGCGUUAACAACAGGGCCCAGCAGGCGGUUGUGGUGGAGCUUCUCGUGGCGCUCGCGCCGCUGUGCCUUCACGCACCCGCUGCCGGCGCCGGCGCCCCCUGCCGGCUACUGCGGCAGCUGCGCGGCGAGCUGCUCGGGCCGCGCGCAGCUGCAGCCGCGGCAGCGGCGGCGGAGGCCGAGCGGCGGUCGGCUGUGCAGCUGGUCGGGCGCCUGCUGCGUGCGCGGCUGCUGGGCCCGACGCAGGCCGCGGCGCAGCUGGCGAUUGCGCCGCUGCGUCAGCUGUGGGACACGAGGGGCGGGGUCGGCGGCGGCAACGGCAGCGACGACGGCGGGGGCAGCAACGGGGGAUGGGACCGGGGGCAGCUGCUCAUGCUGCUAGAGCUGUCUGAGUUACUCCUCCUGCAGCAACAGCAGCAGCAGCAGCAGCAGCAGCAGCAGAUGCCUAACCGCAGUGCAGCGCCCGCCCUGCCCGCCGCCGACGCGUGGUGCUGCGCGCUGGGGGUGUGCGCCGCCGCCGAGCGGCUCGGCGGCGCCGAGGCCGACGUCGCCGGGCACCCUCGGUCGCUGCGGGCACCGGACCUCUCAGGCUUGGCACUGGCCGAGUGCAUCCGCGGGGCGCUGGUCGCAGCAGCUGCCGCAGGCGUGACAGCAGCCACGGCAGGCGGCCUGGCGGGCGGGCGCUCCAUCAACGGCCCGGAGCCUGAGGGGCCGCUCGCUGACAAGGCGGCUGCGCUGCCGCUUGGGGUGGUGGUUGCUGACCUGGCGGCUCUUCCCUGGUGCCAGAGGCUGACGUUGCUGCCAGUUGUCGAGGUGGCCGCGGCAGCCGCGCUGCAGCAGUGCAGCCAGGAGGCAGGCAGCGAGUCAGCGUUGAGCCGCAUCUCAGAGCUGACGCGCGCCCCGGCGGCAGAGGCGGCGGCGGCGGCGGGUGCGCGCGGAAAGGGCGCCCUGGCGGGGGGCGUGGAGCUGCUGCGGCGGCUGGUGGCGUUUGGCGCGAGCUGCGACGCGCACGCCUUGCUGUUGUCCGAGCAGCUUCAUGCCUCGUCAGCUGGCACUGACGCCACCUCGUCAGCUUCCGGCGGUCUCGCAGCAGCGAUCGCCGCCGACCUGACGGCGGGCGUCCGGCAGCUGCCGGGCGACUUCCUGCGCCGCGCGCUGCUCCUGGAUCUGGGGGAGUUCCUGCCGUUUGCCACGGAGGCGGCCGCGGGGCGCAUGCUGCUGUGGGUCCUGCCUGCGCUGCUGGCGGCGAGGGCGGCGCCUGCCGCGAUCGACGGCUCUGCCAGCGAGCAGCAGCAGCAGCAGCAGCCAGGCCGAGUGCUGCUGGCGCGCGGCGCUGGCAUGCAGCUGGUGUGCAGGGCUGCGCACACGUUCCUGUCGCACUCGCGCUGGGCACGCGACGCGGCGCCGGCGGCGCGGCAGCAGGCCGUGGAGCAGUGUUUCCGCCACAUCAAUGCAGUUGCGCUCGACCUGCUGACUCACGCAGAGGAGGGGCCCGCUGAAGGGCCUGAUUAUGCAAGUGCGAGUGCGCUCCGCAGUGGCGGCGGCGACCGGCAGCAGCGGCAGGGGGAGGAGGGGGACGGCGGCGGCGCGGCCGAGCGGCGGCUGCGGCGGCAGAGGGCGCGGCACGAGGCCGCGGCGCUGUGCCUGCGCGAGGCUUGCGAGCUCCUGGCGGCGCUCGCGGGGCGCUGCGACGCCGCUCCCGCGCAGCCGGUGCUGCUGCGGCUGCUGUCCGAGGUGUGCGCGCCGCCAGUGAUGCGCCGCGCCGCCGACGGGCCACAGGCGUCUGGUGGCGGCUCUGGCUUGGCCGACGGCGGUGUGCUGCCGCAGGAUGACGAGCAGCCGCUUGAGGAUGGACACAAGCCACAGCAGGACAGUGCAGGCACCGACCUCGAUACUGGGCAGCGCGGUCGCACCCGACCUGCGGCUGCUGCGGCCGCCGCAGACAGCCCCGCCCUGAGCAGUGUGGUGGUGGCAUUCAGCGGGCAGCCGCUGGGCGAGCUGCUCUCAUGGGCGGCGCGGCACGCGGCGCGUGUCCCCGCGCCGCUGAGCGCCUCGCUGCUGGCCACGCUGGCGCACGUGGGCGGCGGGACAGCCGCGAAAGCGGCGCGGAGCAGGGACGAGGCGGCAGCGUUGCAGGAGGAGGUGGCCGAGGUGGUGGAUGCUGCAGCUUCUGCGGAAGCGGCCCCCAUCUAG